AUGGAUCCGAAGCCAGACGAUAGCUUGGCGAUAGACAUCGCCCGCGAUUUAGAGCACACGCCGUAUGCAUGCUCGUCCCUCACGCGCUUGAGCGGAGGAUCCGCCAACUUCGUCUUCCGCGGACUGCUAUCGCAGCCCCUCGACGAUGGCACGGAAUCUGUUAUCAUCAAGCAUUCCGAGGAAUAUGUAGCCUCGAAUCGGAACUUUAAGCUCACUGCUGAGCGCUGUCUCUUCGAAGAAGCCAGCCUGAAGGCCCUCAAUGGCCUCUCCAGCGUAUCGACUUUAGAAGAACAGCCCGGAAGUCGGAACAUUACAGUCAAAGCCCCUCGUCUCUUCGUCUUUAAUCCUGACACAAACACGGCCAUUAUUGAGGAUCUACCCGACUCCCUGGACCUGAAAACAUUCUGCAUCUCCUCGGCUGCAUCGGACACUAUCUCUCAAGAAUGGGCCAUUUCAAUUGGAAAGGCCCUGGGUACCUGGCUGCUGGAUUUCCAUCAAUGGACUGACGAGCAGGGCCAGGCGAGCGUGGUCGCGGAGCUGGAAAAGAAUCACGCCAUGCGCAAUCUUAAGCUCGCCGUCAACUACGAUAAUAUCGUGGGAAGAACCGAGCAGUUUCCUGCUAUACUCGCUGACUCCCGCGAGGUGUUUGAAAAGGUCCGACAAGCAGCAGUAGCGGAACUGGAUAAGAAGGAUGAGAUUGGGUAUGGAAUUAUCCAUGGCGACUUUUGGUCCGGGAACGUGUUGGUCCCCAAAUCAGCGCUGGAUUUGACAUCCCAGACCUCCCUCUUCAUUGUUGACUGGGAGCUCUGUCAUUUCGGCACUAGAGCGUUGGAUCUGGGCCAGAUGCUCGCCGAACUGUACAUGUUGAAGCAUUUCAGGGACAUCGAUGCUGGGCUGUGGAUCAUUCAAGGCUUUGUAGAGGCAUACCAGAUCCCAGACGAGACAGUUGCCUUCCGGGCCCUGAUCCAUGCCGGUGUUCAUUUCGUCGCAUUUGGACCCAUGAUUGCUGGCUGGGGAACCCCGGAACAGCUGGAAGAUCUGGUCCGUUUGGGCAGAGACAUGAUUGUGAAGGCAUGGGAAAAGGACCGAGCGUGGUUCGGUGGGGUAUGGAAGUAUCUAUUCAAAGACUUGUAG
Messenger RNA from Aspergillus homomorphus CBS 101889, 1134 nucleotides. RefSeq lists its product as uncharacterized. The record is from RefSeq and is a predicted model, not a curated record. The coding region runs from base 1 to 1134 and encodes 377 amino acids. The transcript is spliced from 3 exons. Lineage: Eukaryota; Fungi; Ascomycota; Eurotiomycetes; Eurotiales; Aspergillaceae.